This is a messenger RNA of Trichoderma atroviride IMI 206040, 1895 nucleotides long. RefSeq lists its product as uncharacterized. The record is from RefSeq and is a predicted model, not a curated record. Gene Ontology annotation, molecular function: lipase activity. Lineage: Eukaryota; Fungi; Ascomycota; Sordariomycetes; Hypocreales; Hypocreaceae.
CAUCCGUCCACCCCGCUGUUGCGUCCCCCAGAGCCAGUCUGCAGCCAAUCCCCGCUUGCCCUGCCUUUCCGUAGAAGCCAGGCUACGCUGUAGCAGUCACCAAAUCAUCGCUCAACAGACUCACAGCGGAUGACCACAGCGCGCCUCUCCCAUGGAAGUCGUCCCGGAUACCAUCAGGAAACCGACAGUGCCGGAGCCUGACGACUAUGUCAACCCCUUGGAGGCAAGUUCCCGCUGGACCCUGAAUGCGCGUGCGCAGGCCAUCCGCUAUGCCUCCAGCCUCGGCUUCAGCAUCUCCAACCGCACUGAGCCCGCCGCUCCUACACCGUCCACCGAGUUCUGGGUUGAUUCGACCCUCGCCGAGAGCAAGGGGCCCAAGAAGAUCAGGGUCGAGGUGUGGACGCCGCCGCGUCUGUCCAUCGGACCUCGAGCAGCCGUCGUUGCUCUCCAUGGCGGAGGAUGGAUUCUCGGCCAGGGAACCGACAAUGCGCGCUGGGCAUGCGCCGUCAUGACCUCGUUGGAUGCUGUCGUCUUCACCGUCAACUAUCGUCUGGCUCCUACCCACCCAUUUCCAACCGCCAUCGAGGACUGUGUCGAUGCCAUCCUGGAGAUCACCAAGCGCGCUGCCCAGUUUGGCAUUGACCCCAAUCGCGUCAUCCUCUCUGGCUUUUCUGCAGGUGCCACCACGGCGUUGUCCAGCUGGCUCGUCAUGCACGACCCGUCACGCUGGAAUUACACCCUGCCCUUCCCGGUGCCUCGCAUCACGGGCCUCGUGCUCUUCUAUCCCGGCUUGGACUGGACCAUCAACAGGGCUGAGAAGAGGCUGAGUUGCUCUCGUCCUGAUCUCACCCUGUCCAAGGGUUUGACGGAUCUUAUCGAUGCCUCAUACGUCUUCCCCGCCAUCCCUCGCCACAAACGCGCAGAUCUUCGGCUGUCCCCGGGCUUGAUGUCGGAUGAUAUUAUGGCAAAGCUACCACCCGUUCAUCUCUGCUUGUGCGAGUAUGAUAUGCUUCUCGCAGAGGGUACCCGCUUCGCAAAGAGGCUGCAGAGCCUGAAAAAGACUGUCACUAUGCGCAUCGUUGCCGGCGAGAAACAUGCAUGGGACUGCCCCCCGCCAAUGAUACAAAAAGAGAGCGUCGAAGUCGAAUAUGCAGAGGCGACUCAGGCCAUUGCCAACUGGCUCGGUCAGGCGCACGACACUGACAGGGAAUCGAUGCGAUCCAUGAAAACAAAGCGUUUGCGGAUACCCCGGCCCAGUUUCAUAUCUCGAUCAAAAUCAGCUGGUCCGUUUUGACCAUGACUAUUUUCCCCAGAUUUAGCUUUUUUUUUUAUCCCCUUUGAUUGACGACUCAUAGCGUUUCCCUUAUCCUUUUUGUUUCCCUCCUCUGUUAUUUUGAUUUAUUCCUCUUCUUGACAUUGUCUUGAUAAUACCACAGCACUGCGUUGCACUUGGUAGAAAGAGUAGACAAAGACAGACAGACAGACAGACAGACAGACAGACAGACACGUUGGUGGAGAAAGAUGAAUUACAGCCAGACGAAGAGACUAAUUAGCGAACUGAUUAUUGCUGGCGUUGGAGGAGGGAACAUGCAUAGAAGCGGCGAAUAGGCGAUUAGGAUGUUUAUCCGUUAUAAACGAGACCUGACUGAAAAGAUGCAAAUGGAUUUUUCAAUUUGAUUUGAUAGCACAUGAUUAAAAAUUCACAAUUGAAUGAGUUUUAUAUAUCAGGACGAUUUCUUGGCAUCUCUUACUUCCCGUGGCGCUAAGCUAAACUUCCCGCCUUUACUUGAAAUCCAGGAGUUUGGGUUUUGGAUGAUUGUCAGCCAUGGCUGUCUGACAUGCUCCAAAUUCAACCACACCAUCAUCAAUCUCCCUUCUUUCUGUUCACGCCCCCC